GGCCAGGCUAUAUUUCUCUGGGAGCUAGGAAAAAUUACACUUUGUGUAUUAAAAUCUCAGUGUACAUUAGACUGAGUUUCCAACCAUUUAUUAUAGUCAAAUAGAUUCUCCCAAAUCCCCAAUUGUAAUUGUGUGGUACCAUCGACUCCAGUACACUAGAUGGCGUCUUAUGAAUAGUUUACAGUGAACUUGAGAAGUCAUGUGAUUAGAAGAAGCUGUGCGGGAUAAACAAAUGGAAGCAUGGAAACGAUUCUAGAGGACAGCAUGACAAUACCUUUUGGGGAAAAACAUCUAGUUGCUGUGUUGAGUAUCCCAGCCAAUGCCAGUGAUGUGCAGACCGCUGUUAUUCUGACGCACGGGGCUGGUGGGGACAUGAACUUCAAGCAUUUGGUUUCUCUUGCUCAUGCACUUUCAUCGAAUGGCCUGCUAUGUCUUCGCUUCACGUGUAAAGGUCUAAACCUGGUUUACAGAGUGAAGGCUUACCAUGCCGUUUGGGAAUACUUGAAAAAUCUUGAGAAAUUCACAAUAAGAAACAUAUUUCUUGGUGGCCGUUCUAUGGGGUCUCGUGCUGCAUCUGCCCUGGCCAGGCAGCUCAGUGGUGGGUCAGAGGAUGCAUUGCAGGGACUGGUCUGUCUGUCCUUUCCCCUACACCCUCCAGGACUGACACACACCCAUCGACAGCGGAGUGAGGACCUCAGGGCGCUGCCCAAGGCGGUGCCUGUACUGUUUCUGUCUGGUACUGCAGACAACAUGUGUGACAAGAUCCUUCUAGAUGACGUGUUAAAGGAGAUGAAGUCUCCAGCGACUGUUCACUGGAUUGAAGGAGGUAGCCAUGGGCUUAUAGUGAAGGGAAGGGCUGAGGAGUCUGUGCUGGAUGAAGUCAACUCACAUGUCGUAUCGUGGAUUUUGGAACAUACUUGAACCUUCUUACAAUGCUCAAGUUUUUUUUAAAGUUUUUUUGUUUUAGCUCCACACAUUCUGUAUAAUUUUGUCAUUUGGUUUGAUGAAUUCAUGUGUUUGUGUUGGUGUAUUUAUGAUGUGGAUUAAAUCUAUACUUUUAUAAUACCA
Molecule: messenger RNA, 1068 nt
Organism: Oncorhynchus kisutch (coho salmon)
Lineage: Eukaryota; Metazoa; Chordata; Actinopteri; Salmoniformes; Salmonidae
Gene: tex30
Product: testis expressed 30
Exons: 5
Coding region: 241-921 (226 amino acids)
Source: RefSeq, a predicted model, not a curated record